Molecule: messenger RNA, 876 nt
Organism: Trypanosoma rangeli
Lineage: Eukaryota; Euglenozoa; Kinetoplastea; Trypanosomatida; Trypanosomatidae
Product: D-lactate dehydrogenase-like protein
Exons: 1
Coding region: 1-876 (291 amino acids)
Biological process (GO): lactate catabolic process
Cellular component (GO): mitochondrion
Molecular function (GO): D-lactate dehydrogenase (cytochrome) activity; D-lactate dehydrogenase (NAD+) activity; flavin adenine dinucleotide binding
Source: RefSeq, a predicted model, not a curated record
AUGUGCAAGCUGCAGCGGAUGGACUCUGAUGUCAGAAACUCCUUUGUCUGGGUGGGGGCUGGUGCGCGGAAGCUGAAGCUGAAGCUGAUGAAAGCGGCGCGGGAACGUGGUCUCAGCGUUGGCCCUAACCCCGUGACGAACCCGCGUGUGGGUGGGAUGGUGCCAACCUCCGGAAGCGGCGUGCCAACCCUCAAGUACGACGGCACCACUCGUGAGAACAUUCGCGCGCUUCGCAUGGUAACGCUGCAGGGCAACGCGAUGGAGACUCGCAGAAUGAUGCUUGAGCCCUCCUUGAGACGGGAACUGAUGCAGCUGUAUUGUGGCGGCGAGGACACUCUGGGAGUUGUCUGCGAAGUGGCCACGUUUAAUUCAACGCAGAGCGCCGUGAAUGCGAUGGUGGCGCUGAAGCGUCAAGGCGCACCGACAACUCUCCUUCGCCGCGAGUCUCUUAACGAGAGGGCCAUGGAGACCGCAAACAAGUGCAGUAAAUUGUUGCUUCCCGUAAUGGCUACGGUGUUGCUGGAGUUCCCCCAUAGCGACGCCUCUUUGCGUCGCAUACGCGCUGAUUUUAAAAUUUUGUUGAGUAUUUUUCGCGCGUCCGGGAGGCGCGUACUCCGUGCCUUUCCUGAAGGCUGCAGCCUAGGUGGACGCCGUGUGGAAGGGGCUGCGUGGCUGCCUCUACGCUGCCAUGCACUUCUGGGGGAAGUCGGAGCAGAUGCUUGCGACAGACGUCUGUGCUCCGUUAGUGGAGUUGCCUGCCGUGGUUCAGGAGACGGAAGGCCGACUUUGCGGCGCACAACUUCAGUGGCCUCAUUUGUGCUCGCAUCAGCGACGGCAACUUUUCACCUCAGUGUGCCGUUUAAGGACAAGACUUGA